UUUUUGUUCAAUUUGAAAAUGGUAUUAAUAAAAUGAAAUUGGUCAUUAGUAGCGUGUUUGUAGUGGUUAUUGCUACUUAUCCCGAUUGAAACAAUUAUCAACUUGUUCUAUUCGAUGUUCCAAGGAUGGGAGGACCACUGAGGCAAAACAUUCGUAUAUCUACUUUUCACGGAUGAUGUUGGGUUCCGCUACAUGCAAUGGUCGGUAUUUUAAUACGAAAUUCUUAGAUCUCGCUGUAUCGGCUGUCGGAGGCUGUUUUCUGUGGUUGUCACAAUUUAAGCAUUGAUGUAGCGCGUUUAACUUAUCCAUGGGUGGGUAUAUUGAAUCAGUGAUAUUGAAAUUGUAAGAUUUUCAAACUAUGAUGGUUGACUCUUGGGCAACUUUUCCAGUUAACUUGAAAAAUACUGUUUGUUUUUCAUAGAAAAAUGUCUGACGGUGAUUUGUGUUGCCGUUUGCUCAUGUUGUUAUUACAUUUGACGUGCCUCUUUAUGUCGAUUCCUACUAAGGUAUCAUAGAUGUUUGGAAGUAACUAUCAAUGCACUCGUUAAUACUCGAGUAAAUAAUACAAAGAGAUUAAAAGUGGUUUUAGUUUGGUUUCUCAUGGUUCGGCUUCCGAUUCUGUUGUUCAGUGCGGGAUAAGUUAAUAGCCUGAAAUGUUUCUCAAGUUUGGGAGUCUGAUUCUGCGUGCCGAAGUUCAUGGGAGCUUUAAGAAGGCCCUGUUUUUGUUAUUGACCUAUUUUACCAGAAAAUGACUUGGGUCGGAAGUCGUAAGUGGUCAUUGAACCAUUCCUAAAAUAGCGUUCGCAAAAUAACUUCGAAAGUUAAACUAAAUGAUUAAAUAAAGAUCAAGAGUAACAAGGAAAUCGACGGGAAUAAUGACAGGAUCUUAUUCAUUAAUCCAUUAAAAAGAGCGUAAAAAUUUCCGAUUGCGCAUCUUUAGAAUGCCACAAUGGCGUAUUCAAUUGAAAUUUGAGGACCACACAAACAAAAUAAUAUAUAAAUACGGCUCAAGAAAGAAAGGGACAACAGCUUGAGCAUUGACUCUUGAGGGAGGAGUUAUGGUCGCGAAGCCUUGCUCGUGUCUGUGCCCAUGACGUAAUCAACUCAAGGACGUUCAUUGCUUUAGAAAUAAAUAAAAGCCCGCGGUUACAUUACGUGUCAAGGGAAAGCGGUGACUCCCGCGUAUUUUCUUCGCCAAGUCCAACCUCAUACUCUGCUCUGCAUCAAUGCAUUCACCACCUUCCCCUUCACAACGCCUGCUUCUUAAAUAAAAGCUCCAAUCACAUUCCCUAAAACAAGCAACAAAAAACGGAAAAAAUAAAUUUGGAAGGCAAAUCAAUAUUCCGAAGUGUCUGACCAGUGACUGGGCCAUUAUUCGUCUCCCAUUUGCUACUUCUUCCCCCCAAACUCCCCUGUUUUAUUCUCUCUUUUUUUUUUCCCUUUAAUUUUUUACCAAACAUAUAAAAAAAAUGGUCUAAUCUCCAUUUUUGGCCACUUCGCGAAACUUCGCUCUUCUAUCGCACGGCCUCGUUUGGAAUCUUUUCCUUUAUUGAUUCUGAUUCCCCCCCCCCCCCUCUCUUCCCCCUCUCUCUAUAAAACACAGUGGCAGUCAUUUUUACAUUAAAAAAAUCAGUUGUUUUUGCAUCGCCACGUGAGUGCUGUGUGGAGGCAGAGUAAACAACCGUUCCCCUUCGCCGAUGGCGAUUUCCGAAUCGCUUGAGGGUGUAGGCACCGCCGCCAUCGUUCAAAGGGACUCAGAUCUCCAACGGCCUUCUCUGCGGCGCAGGUCCAGCGCCACCUCCUCCGGUGGCCUCUUCGACGCCGACGAUGCGGUCAGAGAUUCAGGCUCUGACGACUCCAUGAAUGGCAAGAGCAGCGAGGUGGAUAAAGAUCGCAUGCUGAAUCAUGAAGCCGCCGAUAAUGACGUCGCUGAUCGAGAACCAGUCCCUGAUUUCAAAUUCGCUUACCGUCCCUCCGUUCCCGCCCACCGGAGAAUCAAGGAGAGCCCUCUCAGCUCCGACAACAUUUUCAAACAGAGUCAUGCAGGGCUGUUCAAUCUCUGUAUAGUAGUGCUUGUUGCUGUGAACAGCAGACUUAUCAUUGAGAAUUUAAUGAAGUAUGGUUGGUUGAUUAAGUAUGGCUUUUGGUUUAGUUCAAAAUCGUUGAGAGAUUGGCCCCUUUUCAUGUGUUGUCUUAGUCUUAACAUAUUUCCACUUGCUGCCUUCGCAGUGGAAAGGUUGGCACAACAAAAGUGUAUUUCUGAACCUGUUGUUGUUCUACUUCAUGUAAUCAUCACAACUGUUGAAUUCUCCUAUCCAGUUUUUGUAAUACUUAGGUGCGAUUCUGCUUUUUUAUCAGGUGUCACAUUGAUGCUAUUUACCUGCAUUGUGUGGUUAAAAUUGGUGUCAUAUGCACAUACGAACUAUGAUAUGAGAGCACUUUCGGUUUCAAAUGAAAAGGGAGAAACUUUGCUCAAUACUUGGGUUAUGGAGAAUCCACACACUGUGAGCUUCAAAAGUUUGGCAUACUUCAUGUUUGCUCCUACGUUAUGCUAUCAGCCAAGCUAUCCUCGCACACCUUCUGUUAGAAAGGGUUGGGUGUUUCGUCAACUUGUCAAGCUGAUAAUUUUUACAGGAGUUAUGGGAUUUAUAAUAGAACAAUAUAUGAAUCCUAUUGUACAAAACUCACAACAUCCUUUGAAGGGAAACCUUCUAUAUGGCCUUGAGAGAGUUCUGAAGCUUUCUGUUCCAAAUGUAUAUGUGUGGCUCUGCAUGUUCUACUGCUUUUUCCACCUUUGGCUAAAUAUACUUGCAGAGCUUCUUCGGUUUGGUGAUCGUGAGUUCUACAAAGAUUGGUGGAAUGCCAAAACUGUUGAAGAGUAUUGGAGGAUGUGGAAUAUGCCUGUGCACAAAUGGAUGGUUCGCCACAUAUAUUUUCCCUGCCUAAGGAGUGGUAUACACAAGCGUGCUGCUGCAUUAAUUGCCUUCCUGGUUUCUGCUGUGUUUCAUGAGUUCUGCAUUGCCGUUCCUUGCCACAUGUUCAAGUUGUGGGCUUUUAUCGGAAUUAUGUUUCAGGUUCCUUUGGUCUUGAUCACUAAUUACCUGCAAAAUAGAUACAGAAACUCAAUGGUGGGAAAUAUGAUUUUUUGGUUCAUAUUUUGUAUUCUUGGGCAACCUAUGUGCGUGUUACUAUACUACCAUGACUUGAUGAAUAGGAAAGGAGAACUUGACUAGGGUAAUAUUACAUCAUUAACUGUUCAUGUGGAUUAGCUUUUCCGUUUUCUGAGUAAAAUCGAUGUAGAUAUGUUGCCCUUUGUAUUCUUUGGGGACUAUCAUCUACUUUGGCAGUGGUUCAUCUGGUUUUAGCUUUUCCAUGUAAUUUGCUGCGUCUUUAGAGAGGCUAAUUCAUCUUGAUCUGUGUACUUAUUUAACUUAAUUGCUCUGGCACUUUAAUCAAUAUGCAAGCAAUUUUGGAAGCAAACUAACAAAAUGCUAUGUCCUAAGUGGAAUAUUUUCAAUCCUCCCGUGUAUUUUCCUUUCGUUGAAACAGUAACAACCACUGUUGUAUGG
Messenger RNA from Abrus precatorius (Indian licorice), 3569 nucleotides. Its product is annotated as diacylglycerol O-acyltransferase 1C-like. NCBI's taxonomy places the organism in Eukaryota, Viridiplantae, Streptophyta, Magnoliopsida, Fabales, Fabaceae. Gene Ontology annotation, cellular component: endoplasmic reticulum membrane; chloroplast envelope. Gene Ontology annotation, molecular function: diacylglycerol O-acyltransferase activity. The transcript is spliced from 16 exons. Gene Ontology annotation, biological process: triglyceride biosynthetic process. The record is from RefSeq and is a predicted model, not a curated record. Bases 1698 to 3233 code for a protein of 511 amino acids.